UCUCCUCCUCAGGAACAAGGAGCACCCUCGCAUCCCACUCCAAGAUGUCCUGCUACGACCUGUGCCCCCCGAAGAGCAGCGCGGACCUGUGCCCGCCCAGGACCAGCGUGGCUGUGCCCCAGCCCAUCGCUGAGAGCUGCAACGAGCUGUGCGCCCGCCAGUGCCCCGACUCCUCUGCCUUCAUCCAGCCACCACCCGUGGUGGUCACCUUCCCCGGCCCCAUCCUCAGCUCCUUCCCCCAGCAGGCCGUGGUGGGCUCCUCCGGAGCACCGGCCUUUGGCGGCUCCCUGGGGCUGGGCGGCCUCUACGGCGCCGGCGCCACCCAGGCCUCGGGGGGCCUCUGCACCUUUGACAGAGCCUACGCUGCUCCCGCCUGCAGCCCUUGCGCCUGGCCCCGCUACAGCAAGAAGCUCUGGAACCCCUGCGGGCCCUGCUAGAGCCACCAGCAACAGCCCCAAAGGCCCUUGGCCGCCUCAGCCCAGCAUGGAGAGGCUGAGCUCUGCACAAGCUGCCCUGGCCUCCUGCAGCCCGUGACCCCCGGCCUGCCUGGGGCCUGCCCACCGUCCCUCUCCCUGCCUCUCCUGCCCUUCUUGGUUCAAUAAAAUUUUCCUGCAUCCAA
This is a messenger RNA of Motacilla alba alba, 619 nucleotides long. Its product is annotated as scale keratin-like. Gene Ontology annotation, molecular function: structural constituent of cytoskeleton. The transcript has 2 exons. The record is from RefSeq and is a predicted model, not a curated record. The coding region runs from base 45 to 437 and encodes 130 amino acids. Lineage: Eukaryota; Metazoa; Chordata; Aves; Passeriformes; Motacillidae. Gene Ontology annotation, cellular component: intermediate filament.